Molecule: messenger RNA, 1107 nt
Organism: Dovyalis caffra
Lineage: Eukaryota; Viridiplantae; Streptophyta; Magnoliopsida; Malpighiales; Salicaceae
Source: the annotation of a GenBank genome assembly
AUGGCUGACUUAAAGAGCUGUAAUGAAUGGAAACCUUUCAUUGCAAUGAUAACGAUUGAGUUUGCUUUUGCCAUUGUGAAUAUUCUUCUCAAGAAAGUCCUUGAUGAGGGGAUUAACCAUUUGGUCCUUAUCACAUACCGCCUUUCAAUUUCUGCUAUUUUCUUGGCUCCAAUUGGCUACUUCUGGGAAAGGGGUAGCAGACCGAAGCUCACAUUUCGCAUCUUAUGUUACCUGUUCCUCAGCGCGAUCGUCGGGGCAUCACUGACACAAUACUCCUUCCUUCUCGGCAUUCAAUAUACAUCUGCUACAUUUUCAUGUGCCUUCAUCAACAUGGUGCCUGUCAUUACAUUUAUAAUGGCACUCCCAUUCAAAAUGGAGAAUGUUCAUAUAAAAUCCAACAGCGGGAAAGCCAAAGUACUCGGUUCCCUGGUGUGUGUUGCAGGUGCCAUGCUGUUGACUCUUUACCGAGGAGCACCAUUGUUUAGCCACUCAGCAAAUCAAGCUGUAACUCGAGCCAUGGAUCAUGGUGUAAAGUUGAGCCAUGCCAAAAGGACCGAAAGAUGGACCUUUGGUUGUAUAGCUUUGCUUGUAGGAACCUUGUUGUGGUCUUCAUGGUUUGUACUUCAAUCACAUAUUGGCAGGAGAUUCCCCUGCCAAUAUUCUAGCACUGCCAUUAUGUCCUUCUUUGGUGCCAUUCAAUCAGCUAUUUUAUGCUUCUCCACUAAGAGGAGCCUCUCCAUAUGGGUUCUGAAGGGGAAAAUUGAAAUUAUAACUGCCCUGUAUGCUGGAAUGAUUGGAUCAGGCUUGUGCUAUGUUGGCAUGUCAUGGUGCGUUAAGAAAAGGGGUCCAGUCUUUACAGCAGCAUUCAGUCCCCUAGUACAGAUAAUGGCAGCCAUGCUUGAUGUCCCUAUCCUCCAUGAGGAACUCUAUCUUGGCAGUUUGCUGGGAUCCAUCUUUGUAAUCAUUGGCUUGUACGUUCUUCUUUGGGGUAAGAACAAAGAAAUGCAGAAUCAUGCGACGAGAGUAGCCCAAGAAGCUGAAGAGAUGAAGGAACAAGAACCACCUUUACCAGUCAUCACUGUCUCUUGUGAUUCAAGAUGUCCUUGA